Messenger RNA from Fomitopsis serialis, 1452 nucleotides. RefSeq lists its product as uncharacterized. NCBI's taxonomy places the organism in Eukaryota, Fungi, Basidiomycota, Agaricomycetes, Polyporales, Fomitopsidaceae. Gene Ontology annotation, biological process: mRNA splicing, via spliceosome. The record is from RefSeq and is a predicted model, not a curated record. Bases 39 to 1136 code for a protein of 365 amino acids. Gene Ontology annotation, cellular component: precatalytic spliceosome; nucleus. The transcript has 3 exons. Gene Ontology annotation, molecular function: RNA binding; zinc ion binding.
CCGUGACCUCAUGCGUCCACCCUCUACCCGCCACCACCAUGUCCGAAUACUGGGUCGCGCACAAGAAGUACUUCUGCAAGUACUGCAACAUCUACAUCGCAGAUGACGCCCCCUCGCGGCGGCAGCACGAGACCGGCCUGCGGCACAAGGGCAACGUCGAGCGGUUCGUGCGCGGGCUGUACAAGGAGGGCGAGCGGCGGAAGCAUGACUCGGAGGAGGAGAAGCGGGAGAUGGCGCGGGUCGAGCAGGCAGCGCAAGCAGCGUACGCGAGGGACGUGGGCGCGGGCUUGGUCAAGCCCGGAAGCAGCAGCACAUCCGUCGCUGCGCGGCCUACGCCCGAGGCGAAGAAGCCUGUCCCCAGACCUUCGAACCCGUACGCAGACUAUACUACGGCAGAGUCUCUAGGAAUCACGGACCCCGACGAGGAGCGACGCAAGGCCGAAGCGGAGCGGCGGCGCACGCAGGGCGUCGCGGGCGACUGGGAGGUCAUCACCAUCGUCGAGUCUUCCGCCGAGCCUGAGGCGGGGGCAGUGCACGCUGGAGCUGCGGUACCUGAGCCGGGCCCGAGCACGGGGAUGAAGCGCGAGGCGGAGGCGAUCCCGGAUAAUGAAGACACAAGGACUUUCAAGCUGCGCAGACGGACAGUUGGGGUCGGUCUGGGGGAAAUUUACGACCCAGGCACGAUACCGAUCAAGGUGAAGAAGAAGGAAGAGCCGGCUGACGAGGCCCUACCUGGUGCGGCGGCAGAGAAUGGGCCCGCUGCUAUUGGUACAUGGACGGCGGUCGGUGCAGGCAGUACGAUUGCGACGGAGAAGCCGAGCUGGUUUGCGAGAGGCUGGAAUCGUCCAGGAGAAAGCAAGGCGAACGAGCCACCAAACUCAGAACUAGCCGCUCCUUCUGGCGAGUCCACUGUUGCGCGAGAGGGCCAGGCGGAGCCGGUGGAAAUUGAACCUACUAUGACCACAAUAGCCAAGGAGGAACCCUUAGCAGUGGAUGAUGUCGCGGCGAAAGUCGAGAUCAAGGCCGAGGAAGCUCCAGUCAAACCUGAAGCAGACGCUUCUCCGGCGGGAGGGGGUAUGUUCCGCAAGCGUAAACUGCCAGCAGGCGGGGCGGGUAGCAGGGGCAAGCGGACAUGAUCCAUCGGGCAGUUCCACCAUCCUAGUUACCGAGCAAAGCAUCGUUGCGACUCGAGUUACAGCUUGUUCCAGCCACGCUCAUUAUGGCAUCCCCUGGUCAGUUGCACUACUGCACUGGCAAAGAGAUACAGACAAGAGCUUGCGCGUGGCCAGUGGACUGGGCCACAGACCUGGCAGCUGUACGUCCGGCCAGCGCAGGAUCUCUUUGAGGAGAUCGAGAGAUCACAGGGGGGGCAUUUCUCUGCCACUUAGAUUAUUCGGGGCGGGUCGUGCACCACGAGCCGCAGAAUGUGGGCGAUCUAACUAUUCCACUCAU